Cydia fagiglandana is the source of this 1958-nucleotide messenger RNA. Its product is annotated as sodium/potassium-transporting ATPase subunit beta-2-like. The coding region runs from base 1 to 984 and encodes 327 amino acids. The transcript is spliced from 6 exons. Gene Ontology annotation, biological process: sodium ion export across plasma membrane; intracellular potassium ion homeostasis; potassium ion import across plasma membrane. Gene Ontology annotation, cellular component: sodium:potassium-exchanging ATPase complex. Gene Ontology annotation, molecular function: ATPase activator activity. The record is from RefSeq and is a predicted model, not a curated record. NCBI's taxonomy places the organism in Eukaryota, Metazoa, Arthropoda, Insecta, Lepidoptera, Tortricidae.
AUGACGGUGAAGAAGCGUCCGUCAGACCUGAACAGCCUGGAGCGGUUCAACUUGUACUACAAGGAAAAGGAGCCCAAGCUGACUACGGGGCAGAAAGUCAAGAGGUACAUCUGGAACCCGAAAACGAGGCAGUUCUGCGGCAGGACUGCGGGCAGUUGGUCAAAGAUAGCCCUAUUCUACUUCAUCUUCUACUCAGCCCUCGCCAUCCUGGUGGCCAUCUGCAUGUGGACGUUCCUCCAGCUCCUGGACGCGAGGCAGCCCAUGUGGCAGCUGGAGAAGAGCAUCAUUGGCACCAACCCUGGGCUGGGCUUCAGGCCCACACCCUCGGAUGUGGCUAGCAGCGUCAUCUGGUACAAGGGGAACGAUGUGGGCAGUCAGCAGUUCUGGGUUAAAGAGCUGAAGAGGUUUUUGGAAGCUUACAAACGAGACAACAAGAAAGUGGGAGCGGGACGCAACACACACACGUGCGACAAACAACCACCUCCACCAGGAAAGGUGUGCGACGUGGACAUAAACGCCCCAGCCUGGUUUCCCUGCGUGGAGUCAAACAGCUUCGCCUACAACAAGUCGACACCCUGCGUGUUCCUCAAGCUAAACAAGAUCUACGGCUGGAAGCCACACUACUACAACAGUUCUGAUCAUCUGCCCAAAGACAUGCCCGAGGAUCUGAAGAGCCAUGUCAGGAAUAUGACGGCGUUUGAUAAACAAAAUCUCAACAUGGUGUGGGUGUCAUGCCAGGGCGAGAACCCAGCCGACCGGGAGAACAUCGGUCCCAUCCAGUACCUGCCCAAACGAGGGUUCCCGGGAUACUACUUCCCGUACACCAACCAGGAUGGAUACCUCAGCCCGCUGGUUGCUGUGCAUUUCAUGAGGCCUAAGACUGGCACGCUGAUCAACGUGGAGUGCCGUGCGUGGGCGCACAACAUAAAAUACGACCGCCACGAGGGCAUGGGCUCCGUGCAUAUCGAGAUCAUGAUCGAAUAACUUCACAUUUCUACAACUAAACAUCAAGAAAAUCUAAAUAAAGUAGUUAAAACAACACUAAGUAAACCAAACACAGUAAGUAGUUAUUUAACCACAGAGUGGGAGGUUCACGAGUCUAGCCGGCAGGCCUCGUCGGUGAUGGCGGGAUAACUUGGACUCCUUAAGAGGCUGGCCAGAUAUAGCACUAAACAGAGACGAGUGGAUGAAGAGGGGGAGGCCUUUGUCCAGCAGUGGGACACAGUGGGCUCUGAAUAAUAACAAUAAUAAAACAAUACAACAAGACUUCAACUAACGUCUCAAAGUCAUGGGCACCAUGCAUAUGAACAUGAUUGAAUUUACUGACGUCGCACAAUAAUUUUCUUACAGACAGCUGCGACCGAUUAUUAAGGCAGGAAGAUGUGUAUUUGAUGUUAUUUUAAAAUAAACGUGUUCAUUGAAAUAAGUUGCUGAAUGGUUACUAUUGUGAUUGUUUUGAAAUAACUACCUAAUAUGUAUGUAAAAUAAAUGUUAUAGCUUUUGAAUGAAUAUUAAAGUCACGACGUUUUGAUUGAAAAAUAUCGAGCCAUGACGAAUUAUUUAUGAUGUUAUAUGUACAAAUGUGGUACAUAAUUAUUUUCCAUCGUAUUUUCACGGAAACUUACGAAGUACGAACGUGUCUUUUUUGCUAUUUUCAGUCAGUCUUGGUACAAAAAGUACUGAGGUUGACUGAAGUAGUAUGACAAAUAUAUGCACGUUUCCGAGAAAAUACGACGGAAAACAAUUUUGCACUGUAUUUAGGUAGGUAAUUACAUUUGUAGGUAUAGAUACCCAUUUAUAGAAUUUUACAAAUUAACGUCGUGGUUUAAACUGUAACUUCUAGUCUUUACAAAUUCUUUCAAUCCAAAGAAUUUCCUCCGUUAAAACCAAACGUAGAGUGUGAUUAUAAUAAAGUUUAUGAUGUAAAUUAUUGAAUUAAAAUUAGUUAAUGAGUUUGA